Molecule: messenger RNA, 819 nt
Organism: Periconia digitata
Lineage: Eukaryota; Fungi; Ascomycota; Dothideomycetes; Pleosporales; Periconiaceae
Source: the annotation of a GenBank genome assembly
CCACCUCGCGAUUGUGGCUGCAGUAACCGGUUUCUGCGCAGCAGCAGAAAUGUAACCUUGUUCUGGACGGCGUGAGAUCAUCGAGGCACGGAGACUAGUUUUGACUUCGGGCCAAUCUUCCGGGAAGGUAGUAAUCUCAACUUCUUCAAUGUCCCUGAAUCUAGAAAGGAUCUUGGAUUCAUAUGAGUUGUUGAAUGAUUCUUCGGAUAUGCCUGCAUUGAAAAUGUGAAGUCGGAGAGAUUUCAGGCGAGCUUGACCAAGAUAAUUCAACAACGACAUCAUCUUCUGUUCCCAAGUUUUCGAAUUCCGUCGAAAAUACAAGGAAAGUUCGACUUUUCGGAGACUGAAUAGCACAUUCUGACCCAAUGAAUGUAGGAAUUUUGGUGAGGCAUAUGCAAUCUGUAAAAGUAAUAGGCUCCAAAAUCUUUGUCUUUCCCCCAGUUCAUGAGUUGAUUCAGAUCAAGCCACGCACGUGCGCCGUGAUGCGCGCGAAGGAGAAUAGGUUUGCUUUUGGGCUUACGAUUCACCAUAUGGUAGUUUUCAUGUGCGGGUAGCGCAUAUUCGAAGAUGCGAGUUCGGAGCUCCUCAGGUAACACGUUGAACCAAUGCACCUCCCCUGGGAACCUACUCCAUGGUAUCAUGCGCUUGAAGUUUGGCGAGGCAGAUAAGAGAUCACGUAGCUUGGCUUGCACCGGAAUUGCAUGACGCCAGAAAGCGAUCGUUCCUGGCUCAUAUAACUCCUCGAAAAGGAAGUUGAUGUUUGUAGUGUGAACGUCCCAGAUACGUUCGAUGAAUCCGAAAGGAGUUUGCUGUGAUGUC